This is a messenger RNA of Pantherophis guttatus, 3556 nucleotides long. It is a transcript of the gene SHCBP1, whose product is annotated as SHC binding and spindle associated 1. Gene Ontology annotation, biological process: fibroblast growth factor receptor signaling pathway. NCBI's taxonomy places the organism in Eukaryota, Metazoa, Chordata, Lepidosauria, Squamata, Colubridae. The record is from RefSeq and is a predicted model, not a curated record.
CGGCGGCUGCGGCGGCGGGAUGGAGGAGCCGAGCGGAGGGGAGUCAGCCGGGGAGGCUGAAUCGCGGAUGGCCGUGGAAGAAGCGGCAGGGACGGCAGAAGCGACCGGGGAAGAAGAGAGGGAAGCCCGGCCAGAGGUAGAGCCGGAGCCGGAGCCGGAGCCGGAGAGAGAGGACAACCAGUUAACAGAAGCCGCCUUGCCGCCCGUACCGGCCGCCGGUAGCAGCCAGGAAAUCGCAGAAGAUCUUAGUUCAGAUGAAGGUAAUGAGAGUCAGAGUAGCGAGGAGAGCAGCUGCAGUGGCUAUGGGAGUCACGACAGGCCUGGAACAGCUUUGCAGAGGGUUGUGUCAGAUGCAAAAGCUCUUCUUCCAGACACUUUCCAGACAAACAACCUCCUCUUCUAUGAGAGAUUCAAGACCUACCAGGAUUACAUGUUAGCUGACUGCAAAGCCUCAGAGGUGAAAGAAUUUACAGCCGAGUAUUUGGAAAAGGUCCUUGAACCCUCCGGAUGGCAGGCAAUCUGGCGCACUAAUGCAUUUGAAGUCUUAGUCGAGGUUGCCAACGUAGACUACGCUUCCCUGAAAGCUGUGGUGCGGCUUUCCCAGCCUUUUCGGUGCCGGGUACAAGAGGGGGGCUUCACCUCGGAGCAGAUGUGCGCGCUGUUGGAACUGAAGGAACAUCAGCUGCCGCUGCAGGAAUUGUCAGUCGUGUACGAUGACUCGGGAGAAUUCGACCAGACGGCCCUUGCAAUAGAGCAUGUCAGGUUUUUCUAUAAGCACAUUUGGCGAAGCUGGGAUGAAGAAGAUGACGACUUCGACUACUUCGUCCGAUGCGUGGAGCCACGUCUGCGUUUGUAUUACGACAUCAUGGAAGACCGCAUCUCUCCAGCUCUGGUGUCGGACUAUCACAGCCGCCUUUCUCAGUGCAAGGAACUCUACGGCAAGUUCCAAGUCCUGAGGAACAGCCUUUCGGCCUGCGAUUCCGACUCUGAAAAGGACAACGUCUCUGUGGUGGAAGGGAUGAAACUCUACGACAAGAUCGAGCACCUGAAACAACAGCUGGAAAUGAUUGAAAACUUUCUAUUCCGAUACGUCUUUGGUUAUAAGAAGCACGCUGGACUCAAGGCAAAAGGAACCCGUUCUUCUAAUGUCACCAUCACCCACGUUGUCUGUGCUACAAUCCAGUCGAGCUUCCUACAAUGUCUGGUCAGGGACAAACUUUCUCCGGAACACUUCAACGAAGACAUUGAAAUCCAGUUCCACCACGACCCACAGUCUGCUUUGAAUGCUUGCUAUGAAGGAGACCGGGUCAUAAUCUGUCCCGGCCAUUACAUUAUUGAAGGAGCAUUGCCGAUCGCUGAUUCUGUUGCCCUAGAAGGCUACGGACUGCCGGAUGACAUCGUGAUAGAAAAGCAAGGGAAGCCACAUGCUUUUGUUGACUGUACCGGAAAGGACGUGAAAAUCUCUAACCUGAAGCUCAUCCAACGUGAUACGGAGAAAGGCAUUCUGAGUGUUCAUCAAGGAAGGACUACUCUGGAAAACUGCGUGUUGCAGUGCGGAGUUACUGGAGUUGCGGUCCGGACAUCUGCCGAGUUCUUAAUGAAGAACUCUGACCUGUAUGGGGCGAAGGGUGCUGGGAUUGAAAUCCACCCAGGCAGCACCUGCAUUUUGACGGGGAAUGGGCUACACCAUUGUCGAGAAGGAAUCCUCAUCAAGAACUUUUUGGAUGAGCAAUUUGACGUGCCCAAGAUAACCAUGAAGAACAAUGUGAUACACAAUAAUGAAGGCUAUGGUGUGUUACUGAUGAAACCUAAAGAGGCUAGUGAGGUCACGCCAGAAAGCACGUCAGAACAGCCGAAAGAGAGCGCGUCCGCUGAAGGUGCCAUCACUGAGAUCUGUGAAGGUCCUCAUGAAUUGGAUUGUGGUGAAGUGGACCCUUACGGAAGAGACGAUGACGACAAUGAGGGAGAAGGCAAUUUUCAGAUUUCAAAGGAGCUUUGGGCCACCUCGCUGAAGAAGAAGCAGCUGUGCCAAAAGAGACUGAGCCAGUUGGAGAUCCCAGAGGCAGACAGCCAGACGUCUCAGGAGAUGUUUGUGUCCAUCCUGGGCAACCAGUUCAAGCGUAACGGGAAAGGGUGUUUUGGAACCUUCCUUUAUUGACUUUCCGAAUUAUAUUAUCAACCCAACAAGAAUAACCAGCCAGCUAAGCACUGACACUUUCCAGAAUAGCUAAAACUAUUUUUUUUUUAAAAAACUGUUUUUUUUAAAAAAAAAUAGUUUAAACCUGGUUAUAUAUUCCUGUUUCACUGUGUCCUUCGUGUGUUCUUUUCAGCAGUGGGUGUUGGGCUUCGCAGCAGUGAAAUGCGUGUGUUGGCUUGGAGCAAGUUUUGAAGCCAUAACUUGAAAGUUGAAAGCUCUCCCAUGAGCCUCCCCGAAGGGAGAAGCUUCAUUCUUAUUGGCUCUGUGUAUCCGUUUAUUAUUAUACUAUUUAUAUCUAACAUCGAUCACCUCGUUUUAAAAAUAAAAUAAAGCUCUGUACGUUUAAAGGGAGACUGUUGGCGCUGCCCUUCUACCUCGGGACUGCAGGUAAAAUGAACAUUUGUUGUUUGAGUAAUGACUGGGUGUUGGUUUCAGCUACAUUGAGUAAACCUUUGUAUUUAGCAAAAUUGUCCUCUUGCAUUACUUGUCCGGUUGAUUGGGCGUGCAGGAAGCUGUUUAUUUUGCUCUUUGCUCUCCAGUUUAUUUCUGCCUAGCAUUGAAAUCCCUAAUUCAGUGAUAGCUAACCUUUUCUGGAUUGAGUGCCCAAAGCGCGUGGGCACCUGUGCAAAUUUACGCAUGCACCCAAACCUCCAAAAUGUAAUGCGUGUGCAGCCCCCACACAUGCGCCCCACCCUUGCACAUGCACACACAGCCCCCUGUGCAUCAUCCCAUCCCCAUGUGUGCCCCCUGCACACCCCUGCCUCCCCACGCAUGCGCGUGUGCCCCACCACAUGCCCUACUCCCCAGCGCAUGCAUGGGAGAGACCCAAAGACGAGUUGGCUGGCAGGUGGCAAGCACGCAUGCGCAGCGGAGCUGAACUGUGGCGAUGGCUUGCGUGCCCACAGAGAGGGCGCUGAGUGCCACCUCUGGCACGUGUGCCAUAGGUUCGCCAUCAUGGCCCUAGUUGAAUAUGUUGGACCAAGCCUACAAAGAACGUGGUUGAAUCUAAGUAGCACAUCCAGUGGUGAAAUUCUAUUUUUUUUACUACUGGUUCUGUGGGCGUGGCUUGGUGUGGCUUGGUGGGUGUGCCAGGGGAAGGAUACUGCAAAAUCUCCAUUCCCGCCCCACUCCAGGGGAAGAAUACUGCAAAAUCCCCAUUCCUGAGGGAAGGAUAUUGCAACAUCUCCAUUCCCAUCCCACUCUGGGGCCAGCCAGAGGUGGUAUUUGCCAGUUCUCUGAACUACUCAAAAUUUUCGCUACCGGUUCUCCAGAACCUGCUGGAUUUUACCUCUGAGCGCAUCUGAAUGUGUAUUGUGUCAGGUUUCGAGGUCGUCUCAAAUAAAUUGCAUUUCAAACAAA